UAUAAUUUUUCUCUCAUUCUAUGAGUAAUAAUUUAUUAGUCAGUAAUAAUUCACUUCACUUUUGCUCACGUCGAGAUCAAUCAAUAAAUUUAGCACUUUUACUCACGUACGUGAACCAUUGAAACCCGACCGGGCGUUUGCUUUACUGCACAGUUACACGAUUACCGUAUGCUACCGUGACCUUUUUAAAACUACACCUUAUGUUUUAUUAAAAUCAUGUCGAAUCGCGACAUUACUUACGAUUUACAACCGGAUUUUACCGAUUAUGUCCAAAAAGUUACUGACAUAUUGACUGCCCUCUGCACACAACUGGCGAAAGAUAUUUGCGAAUAUCUUCAACAAUCUUAUGAGAAACGUGAACAGUACGAAGAAGCUUCCUCGAAUAUUCCUGGGGACAAAAACCUGUAUGCCGCGGACUGCAAUACCUCCAGUUUAGACCGUAAUUCUGCUUUUAAAUACGUCAAGUCUGUCGGAAUCCAAUGCCACAUUAACGCAAAUGCCUCUGCCGACACCACCAUGAAAUCUGGAUAUUCCACUGUUUUCCCAACUAUCUGCACCAUCAAAAUCGGCUAUAAACAGGACUGCUCUACGUGGAAAUUCACCGACUUCUUCCCAAACGCGCAUCGACGGCGACAGCAGAAUGAUCCCCUGCCGGAUCUUGCACAAUGCUGCUCUACAGGGUGCUGUUCUUGGGAGUAACCAUCAGCGUCGUCGUCUGCACGACCCAUUCAUGGAGGUACUGAUGCGGCCGGAACCAGCACUGGAUGUAUCCUUCAUCGGCCAGUUUGACGGCCCGGAAGUAGAGUCUAACGUGUUCCAGCUGGCCCGGGCUGUUGGCCGACCCUCCCAAGUAGUACGGCUCAACGUCACGCGGUCCUUCCGUUCUGGGCACCAGACCCCGGUAGACAGCCUCCCACGGACCCUCCACGACGCGACCAUUGUGGACCCAGAUCAAAUGGUUGCGCAGUUCGAAGAAGACGUCCUCCGGUACGGGCAGCCGGAUGCUAAACUGCACCGCGACAGCCUCGCCCUCGAUGGCGGUCACGACGGGGCGUCGGGCGCGGCGAAGACCUCGCUGCGCUGCGUGAUCAGCGGCAGCAACAGGAAGCGCUGCAGGACGCGGCGCUCCGUAUUAUACUCGGGGCCCUGGGGCUCGAUGACGCAGCGCACGUUGCCGCCGGAACGCAUAGUGACGUUGCGGACGACGAAAAUCAGAGUGUGAUUAACGCGGGUGAAGUCGUAGGUCUGUCCCGUGGUGUCGCCGUCCCGCAAUGCCUGCGGCUCUCCUGCUUCGAAGACGGACCAGUCCUGGUGCAGCCAGGCCACGUGGCGCCAGUCGACGUCGACGGGGACGCUGCAGUGAAACACCGCGUCCUCCCCCAAACGCGGUCGGGACACCACGCUGUCCGGUGGGGUGUCGCUCGGAGCCAGUCCGGUCAGCACGAUGCGGUCUUCCUGUCGGUUAUUCAGCAACGCAUCCGCCAGCAUGUCGCUCACUAUCAAGUAACAG
Messenger RNA from Paramacrobiotus metropolitanus, 1510 nucleotides. RefSeq lists its product as uncharacterized. The transcript is spliced from 2 exons. Bases 641 to 1222 code for a protein of 193 amino acids. NCBI's taxonomy places the organism in Eukaryota, Metazoa, Tardigrada, Eutardigrada, Parachela, Macrobiotidae. The record is from RefSeq and is a predicted model, not a curated record.